AUGGGCAUGGGCGCGGGCGCUGGGUGGCGGCCGGUGUCGUUAGCAGACAAAUUUCCCCAAUUGUAUGCUAUCAGUGAGGAACAGGAAUGUUCUGUGGCUAUCAUGACACAAAAGAACUGGCGCCUCACCUUUAGGAGGUGGCUGCAUGAGGAGCUGCAAAGUCAAUUGAGAAGAUUGCAAGACAUUGUGCACAGGUUCAAUGUUAAUCAGGUGAAAGAUAGAGCCAGCUGGGACUGGUAA
Molecule: messenger RNA, 240 nt
Organism: Miscanthus lutarioriparius
Lineage: Eukaryota; Viridiplantae; Streptophyta; Magnoliopsida; Poales; Poaceae
Source: the annotation of a GenBank genome assembly